Messenger RNA from Hippocampus comes (tiger tail seahorse), 3611 nucleotides. It is a transcript of the gene znf608, whose product is annotated as zinc finger protein 608. Gene Ontology annotation, cellular component: nucleus. The transcript is spliced from 9 exons. Gene Ontology annotation, biological process: regulation of transcription by RNA polymerase II. The record is from RefSeq and is a predicted model, not a curated record. Bases 1 to 3594 code for a protein of 1197 amino acids. Lineage: Eukaryota; Metazoa; Chordata; Actinopteri; Syngnathiformes; Syngnathidae.
AUGUGGGGGCCGGGGAAAGCCGAAGCCGCACACCAGGACGCCCCGCACCUGCACGACGCCAUCCAUCCGAUCGCCCCCCACUCCCCACCCUCCCACCCCCCGUCCUUCCUUCCGUCCGCGGAUUGCGGCUUUUCGGCGCUCGGACGGCCGCAUGACGACGUCAGCCACGCGGCCAAGAAGCACCGAGGAGGAGCCCACACGGUGGAGUCCAUGUUCACUCCACCUGGCGGGGCCCCCGCUCCGGGCCAAGCAGGGCCUGCCGGACCAUCGCUGCCUUUGUCCACCACUUCCUUUCCACCCGCUGCGGCCCCGCCCAUUUGUAACGCCGUGAGGACGCGCUCCGUCGGCACCAACACGCAGGAAGUGGUCCCUCCGUCCAUGCCCAACUCGGACGCCGACUUCUUGGGCCCCUGCCAGCCGGGUACCAGCGUCAACCUGGAGGGCAUCGUGUGGCACGAGACCCAAGAAGGCGUGUUGGUGGUCAACGUGACGUGGAGGAAGAGAACCUAUGUGGGAACACUGUUGGACUGCACCAAACUCGACUGGGCUCCUCCCAGGUUCUGCGAGUCUCCGUCCAGUGACCCAGAGAUGGCAGGUGGGCGUGGCCGGGGGAAAAGGUUGCGUCUUGCUUUAGCAGAGCGGCCCUGUGGGGAUGCGCCACCGCCGGUCAAAGUGCGAGGCCUGCCGCAACACCGUAGCCGGGGCGGCGGCAUAGGCAUGGCAGCCUCACCAGUGCACAGCAAAGGUCGGCGUGGAAGCCUAAAACUCCUCGCCACCUGCAGAGCUUCGCCGCCGUUUUUCACCACCGAGGAAAGCAAACCUUCCAACCGAGCCUCCGUCCUCCCAUCCGGCAAGCGGAAGAACAAACCGCCCGCUGACUUGGACCUCAGUCUCGUUUCCUCGGCGGACAUUAAAAACGGGAAUGGGAAGAGGAUUCGAGCCAAAUCCCGCAGCGCCCCGUGUACACCGCAGGGCAAGUCAGACCCCUCUUUCCUGGACCCAGGGGGUGGUUGCACCUCCCCACCUCCACAGAUCCUCAUUGACUGCCCUCACCCCAACUGCACCAAGCGCUACAAGCACAUCAAUGGCCUGCGCUACCACCAGACGCAUGCCCACCUGGAGGCAGAGGAGCAGAGGAAUCCCGACACCGAGGAGCGACUGUCAGAGUGCGAGGACGCCAUCUAUGACCUUGCGGAGUCCACCAACAAUGGCACUGCUGCCAACCCCUCGUCCAAAAAAGCCGCCCCGUUGUACAAGGUGACGACGGUGGGUUCGCCCAAGAACCGGCGGCUUCUCCUCAGCACCAAAACCAGGAGGAGCUCCCUACUGAAGGACGGCCUGAUGGACGACCUCAGCAACCUCCCCAUCAUCUCCAAUAUGACGGUGGUUCUGGAGAACUGCAUGGUACCAGACCGGAGCACCACCGUGGAGAUGCCCAAGCUGGAAGCCGAAGGUCUGAUCGACAAGAAGAUCCUCUCUGAUAAGAGCAAAAAAGCCAAUGGUAAGGUAGAUAAGCUAUCCAAGUCGCGGGCCAACCGGCUAAUUGCUCCAGCCCCGACGCCACCGAAGCUUGUUGCCAUACCCGGUGCGGCGUAUCCGAUGGACAGCGUCCCCUCACAACAGCCUUCCCCCGUGGCGGCUGUUGGCCUAACGAGCAAGAACUCGUCCUUGAAACCGAUCAAGCCCAAGCUCAGCGCAGUCGUGCAACCCAGCCUGGUCAAAGCCACACUGCUGACCUGCAAAGAGACCCGCAAGAAAGAGAAGCGACGACUCAAGGACAAGCACAACCGCGACACAACCGCUCGGACGGCAAACGGUGACACCAUUAAGGUGGAAGACGGUGCUUCUAAAACGGCCACCAAGGAGAUUCCGGGUAGCCUCCUGAAGGAGCACCUGAGCAAGCAGGAUGUGACGAAUGGGCACAGUGAGAGCCAGGAAAGCAGAAUGGCGAGUAUCCGCGCCGAGGCCGACAAGGUCUACACCUUCACAGACAAUGCCCCCAGCCCCUCCAUAGGAAGUUCAUCGCGGCUCGAUGCCCCCGGCGGUUGUCUGCUGUUGGGGGACAGCAAGGACAACAGUCCCGCCUAUUCCGACAUCUCGGAUGCGGGGGAUGAUGGCGUGUCCUCCGAAAAUCGUCUGGAUGGGCUCAGAUCCAAGUCUGGCUCCUCCGUAUCGUCUGAAGUCAACUUUAACGGUAACCAUAGCAGCGCCAGGAAGACGCCACCCACGGUGCCCGCCCCGCCUUCUACAAAAGAGCCCCUGUCCCCGUACUAUCACAGCUUUGAGCCAUACUACCUGCCGGGUUGCGUGAAGGCGGACAGGCAGAACAUAUACCACAAAAUUUCCUCUCAUGAUUCGAAAAGUAAAGAUCGAAAGGAGGAGGCUCACGGUGAUGUCGACUUUACGGACUGUAAGAAAGGUGACGGGCCGGUUGCACCUUCUCAACUGCAGCUUGCCAUGAGUCAGACCCAGACCGCCUUAGCCCAGUCGCUGUAUUAUGGACAGUACUCACGAGGACUUUACCUGGACCAGAAACUCCUAAUGGCCUCUAAAUGCUGCGAGCUAAAGCAGCGUGCCGAACGGGGGCCAGUCGGGCGAGAUAGUGACGGGGACAUCAGACACGCCGGCGGGGCUAAAGGUCCAGAAGGUGCUAAAGCCUGCUGUCCCAAAGCCAUCCUGUCCUACUUGGAGGAGAGGGGGGAAAGAGGGCUGGCUUUGAAGGUGGACCAGCACCAUGUCUCGACCAAAGACUGUGAGGACAUCAAGUCACCUUCCUCCUCCUCCUCCUCCUCCUCCUCCUCCUCCUCUUCUUCAUCCUCAUCACACCACAACCCCAACACUCAGACAGAUCUGGACUCAAACAUUUCCUAUUCCAGCCCCCCAGACGGCUCCCUGUGGCCCCACCGCCUGGCUCACAGCAAAUUCUCAGAGCUGCAGAGUCCUCUCGGCGAGGCGGCCGAUGAGGGUGACACGGAGAGGUCAAAGGAGUGGGGGAGUACUACCGAGUCAGCCGGGCCCAAAGUGACCUCAGUGGGAGGAGGCAUCGCUCGCGAUGCUAAAAAAGUCCACGGACCGCUCAACCUGCCGCCCGCCGCUGACCCAGACGACUCCGACGGCCUGGAUGGGCUACAGGAGGAACCCAUGAGGAUCCUGUUGGGGGAGUCUCAAAGUGCACGUGCGGCGGUGUCCCCUCCAAUGACCCCCCAGAAGCCCUACAUGUACCAGCACUGCUCGUACCCGCCCUACCUGGCUAUGUGUGAGAGCGGCGGGAGUUCCUACAGGGGGGCGUCACCCACCCUAGUCCACAACUACCCAGGCUUCCACUACCCUUUGUACGGCAAGACGGCGGGCCGGGAGGAGUCCGAGCCUAAUGAAAAAGGUUCCCACGAGGCGGAGCGCGAAGUGGACCAAAGCGACCGAGGCCACACGACGUUGGGCCGACACCUGCACACGCACCAUCACACACACCUGGGACUCGCGUACAACCUGGUGGCGGGACAGUACGACAUCUACCCGGGUUUAAGCUCCAGGUCGCUGGUGCCUGGUCCACAGGUGGCAGGACGAACUGCUGCUGAGAGCGAAAUGAAGAAGUAGUGACGUGGCAGAAGGAG